Molecule: messenger RNA, 855 nt
Organism: Truncatella angustata
Lineage: Eukaryota; Fungi; Ascomycota; Sordariomycetes; Amphisphaeriales; Sporocadaceae
Exons: 4
Coding region: 1-855 (284 amino acids)
Source: RefSeq, a predicted model, not a curated record
AUGUCAUCCAAGCUAGAAAGAAGAGACGGCCCUCGGAGUGCUAUCGCACCAAUUUACAAGGCCCAAGCCUCUCCCCCAGAAUAUCCACUUGACCAACCAAGUUGCCUCGUCACGGGAAGCAAUGUGGGCACCGGGUUCGAGGCCUCACGCCAGCUGCUGCAUCUCCAGCUAUCACACCUGAUCAUGGGCGUGCGCUACCAGAGCAAAGGCGACGCGGCAGCAGACGCCCUACGCAGAGAGUUUCCCGGCUCCAAUAUCUCCGUCUGGCACCCUGAUCACGAGUCCUACGGCUCGAUCCGGACCUUCGUGAGCCGUUGUGAAACAUUCCCUCGCAUCGAUUUCGCGAUACUAAAUGCCGCCGUAGCCAAAUAUGGCUUCACGAUCGUUAAUUACCUCUCGAAUGUGCUGCUUACCAUCUUGCUUCUCCCUGUUCUCAAGGCCAAGACAAAUGCGACGAACAAACCGCCGGUGCUGAGUCUCGUAGGCUCUGACAUGGCGUAUACAUCGCGGAUUGACAAUCCUGAGGGCUUCAUGCAGAUGGCGUGGUAUGGCAAGUCGAAACUUUUGCUCACCCUCUUUAUCAUUACGCUCGUCAACCAUGUCGACCCCAACAAUGUUCUUGUCAACAUGGUGAACCCGGACAUGACCAGAGGGACGAAUAUCAAGCGGGAGUUGCCCUCACUAUACGGAGCGAUUAUGGCCAUGCUAUAUCUUGUCGUGGGCAGAUCGGUCGUGGUGGCCGCUACGACGUAUGCCGAUGCCGUGGUAGCUCACGGCCCGGAGACCCACGGCUGCUUUAUCGGUGAUUGGGUCAUUAAACCGUAUCCCGAGAUAUGCUACACAGAAGAGGGGUAG